Molecule: messenger RNA, 1371 nt
Organism: Medicago truncatula (barrel medic)
Lineage: Eukaryota; Viridiplantae; Streptophyta; Magnoliopsida; Fabales; Fabaceae
Product: trafficking protein particle complex subunit 2
Exons: 6
Coding region: 585-992 (135 amino acids)
Biological process (GO): endoplasmic reticulum to Golgi vesicle-mediated transport
Source: RefSeq, a predicted model, not a curated record
CCACACACACCAUAUUUAUUUCAAAGUUAAUUUUCUCUCUCUUCACCAAAGAAAUCUGGAAAACUCUCUCAUUCUCAAACAAACCCUAGCCGCCGCCUCCUCCUCCCUCCUUCAGCGUGUCGCCGGCGGUCGUUGCAUUGCUCCACCAUCUUCAUCCUCUCCUUUUCAUCUGUAAUUAUACUCUAUCAAAUUUAUUUCAACUCAAAGAUGAUUUUAAAUUUCCCUACGACCAUCUUUUCGGCUAGAUCUUGACAUCCACGUACAAGCUUUUGAAAAUCCAUCACCAUAAAAAGAGUCCCCUCCAUCUUCUCUACAAAACCCAUUUAAAAAUAUCAGGAACGGACAACCUUCGCCGGUGACCACCACGCCGGAGCUUGCAACCACCGCGCCGGGAAAGAGCUUACGUGUUUUCAUCCCGAUCUGGGUCAGAAUUUUUACACAAACACUUAAACCUGGGCUGUUGUCUUCAUCAAGGCUGGGGCAUUAAUAGGAUUUCCACAACAUCUUCUCUUCUUAUAUUAAGAGAGAAGAGAUAUUAAGAGAGAUUUCUGUUUCACAGGUACAGUUGGCAAGGUCUUUGAUAAAUGGCAACCACCGCUUGUUUCAUCAUUGUUAGCAGAAAUGAUAUUCCCAUUUAUGAAGCUGAAGUUGGAGUAGCUGCUAAAAGGGAGGAUGCUGCUCAGCUGCAUCAGUUCAUCCUGCAUGCAGCUCUUGAUGUUGUACAGGACCUUGCAUGGACUACUAGUGCUAUGUACUUGAAAUCAGUAGAUCGGUUUAAUGAACUCGUGGUGUCCGUGUACGUCACAGCUGGUCAUACCCGAUUUAUGUUGCUUCACGAUUCUCGUAAUGAUGAUGGCAUUAAGAGCUUCUUCCAAGAGGUGCAUGAGCUUUACAUAAAGACUCUUCUUAAUCCUCUAUACUUGCCUGGCUCCCGAAUCACAUCAUCACAUUUUGAUACAAAAGUACGUGCCCUUGCACGAAAGUAUUUGUAGAAACUACUAGUCUGCUUUUGAUGAUCUGUGGUUGACUAGUUGCUUGUUCACAAAGCAUUGAGGCCCUUCUCCUACCUUAGUUCUUGAUUAGCUUUGAAAAGCUUUUUUCUUUUACGACAAUGGUAGAUUUCCUGUUGUCUAUAGAAUUGUGUACUCCAGUCAUUAGCAGAAGGCCGUGUUUGGAAGGUCGUACGUCGACAAAAGUUGUUACAUUGCUAGUGUUACAAUUUGCGAUGCUUACUGAUGUUGUUCUUGAUGAUCAACUAUUUGAUUUUAAGUGGCAAAGAAAUAUUAUUGCCCCCUUUGUGCUUCAAAAGUUUGACAGUAAACUAUCUCUUUAUUCAUUUUGAAAGAUUACUGUGUCGUUGUGUUUUCUAAA